AAUAACUGAAUGUUACUUUUUUUUAAAACGUAUUGACUAACUACAUAGAGUAACUACAUAGGCAUGUCGGUCUGCUAUAUUGUAAAUCGAUACAUUUAUUGACUACUAAUUACAAAAAACGGAGUUCUAUCACGAUGAAUAAUGGAUUCUGAAAUUUCGCGCCAAGAACUUCCGGGUACUAAUGAAUCACGUGACGUGCGAGCAAAUUGGGUGGCACGUUUUUGCGUCAUACGUCACGUCCCUCUUGGCUCCGCCCAUAGCGUCAGCGAGCACACGCGCUGUUGUUGUGAUUGACAGACAGACUGGAAGAGCCAUCAUCAUGUUGAACUUUCGUUUCUGCCUCUCGCCGUCGCAAACAUGUCGUAAGUGACCAGAGCAACGAUGUCCGACAUACUGAUGAAGGAAAUGGAGAGUUUAUCGAUCGGUUCUGUGACGCCGGACGGCGUCCGCAGCUUCCUGUUGGUGGACGAACAAGAAAACCUGCAGGUCCGCGAUGAGUCAGAGUUUUUGGACAGACUCGGGUGCGGGGAGGUCGCAGGUGUCAAGGUCCUCUCCAUCUUCGGCAACACAGGCGACGGCAAGUCCCACACCCUCAACCACAUCCUGUUCGGUGGCGAGAGUGUGUUCUACACCUCAAAGUCCCCCAGCUCUUGCACGGUGGGAGUGUGGGCCGCCUACGACCCCACCCUCGGCCUGGUCGCCCUGGACACCGAGGGCCUGCUGGGUGCAGCAGCCAACCAGAACCAGAGAAUGCGGCUUCUGCUGAAGGUGUUGGCAGUGUCCGAUAUUGUUAUCUACCGUACACGGGCAGAACGCCUCCACAACGACAUGUUCCACUUCCUGAGCAACGCCUCUGGGGCCUACCUGAAGCAUUUCACCCCGGAGCUCCGUGCCCUCUCCAGCCGCUGUGGCCUGGACGUACCCCUCUCUUCUCUUGGGCCGGCUGUCGUGGUCUUCCAAGAGACAACACACACUCAGUUGUUGGGUCAUGAGUCCAAGGUGGUAGGCCAUGCCGACACGCUGCUCAAGAAGCGUUUUCACGACCUGGGCUUGGGCACAGACGCCUUCAGCUCGGUCCAGUACGUGGGCAUCCAGACCAUCGCGCCUCCCACAGACUACAACACCCUGCUCGAGGCCACGAGGCAGCAAGUGAGGAACACUCACACUCGCUCCCCCCGCCAGCCAGGGAUAGUGUUUCACGCGCUGGAAGCCCUGAGUGAGCGUUUCUGUGGGGAACUGUCCGCCGACGAGAUGCCCAUGUUCUCCUUCUUCCCAGACGAGUACUUCACCUGCUCUGCAGUCUGCCUCAGCUGCAACGUUCGCUGUAAAAAUGGAAUGAACCACCUGAGAGACAGGGUACCUCACGUGGCAGAUGGGCUCUGCCAGUACGCACAUCAGUACAACAACAAGGUCCUCAUCUGUAAAAGAUGUUAUGAAGGAGGCAGAGAGGUGAUUGUUGUGCCCAAGACAUCAGCUUCCUCUGACAACCAAUGGUUUGGGCUUGCCAAAUAUGCCUGGUCAGGCUUUGUGUUGGAGUGUGCAAGCUGUGGCGUCAUCUACCGCAGCCGACAGUACUGGAUGGGAAACCAGGACCCUGAGAGCAAUGUGGUGCGAUCCGAGGUUAAGCACGUCUGGGAGGGCUCGGACACCUUCAUGUCCACCCACCAGAACGCCGCCCAGAGGGUCCUGGAUGGGAUGAACUACAUGAUUCAGUCGGUGUCGGAGUACAGCACAGGCCCCACCAAAGCUGUCGCUGCCUGGCUCACUGACCAGGUGGCGCCCCCCUACUGGAGACCCAACAUCGAGAUCACCGCCUGUCACGGCUGUCAGAAGGUGUUUGAGGAGGCAGAGAGGAAGCACCACUGUCGUUCUUGUGGGGAAGGUUUCUGCCAUCCCUGCUCCAGCCACAGGAUGCCGGUGCCAGAGAGGGGUUGGGGUAACGGGCCCGUCAGGGUGUGUAAGGCCUGCUACCGCCAGGGAGGGCCGGCCGACACUAACAGUCAGGUGUGCAAGGUGGAGCCUCGUGGUCUAAUAGCUCGCAGGGUGACGGAGGUGGCUCAGUCCACACUGGACAUGGUCACCACGGCGGUGGACUACCCUCUCUGUUUUGUGAAGGACGUGGCUCGACCGGACUACUGGGUGCCCGACCAUGACAUCACCCAGUGUCACCAGUGCUCCAAAACCUUCACUCCAGUCAUGUCCAAGCACCACUGCAGGGCCUGCGGUCAGGGCGUGUGCGGCCCCUGCUCCACACACCUGAGGGCUGUGCCCUCCCGAGGCUGGGACCACCCAGUCAGAGUGUGUGACCGCUGCCAUGCCCGCACGGACAGCCUGUGAUUUUCGUACAACCAGGAGAAACAUCUCUUAAAGUUGAUCUGGUCGAUAAACAACAUCACUGUGAAUCCUGGCACUGCUGCUCCGAGGGAUCGAGAGGGAUUAGCUUUGCAGAACGAAAUGACAACAACUGGAAUCAGCCUUGUUAAUAUGUGGGGGAAAUAUUGAGCUGCUCAGAUGCUUAAAAACGAUCACCGCCUGGAUUCCAGACUCUUCUCAGAACCGACCUUGGAUCUGCUUUCCAUCUCAACUCUGCGUCAGUUACGAGACCCGGUUCGUCCACACUCACAGACCCAGUCGACCUGCUCUCAGACUGGACUGGACAAAUGGAAAUCUGGCUGACUUGUGUUUUUAACUGACUGGCUGUAGUUUUGAAAAAUGAAAACAUGCAGCUUCUUUUCUAAUUCAGGGUUCCUGCACAAUUUUUUAAUUUCAAAAUUCCAGACUUUUUCCAGACUGCUCGGUCGAUUUUUCAGACUGUAGUUUACAUAGGAGCACAAACAGCUAGAUGUUUAUUUUGUAAAUAUUAUUAUAUUAAUGAAUAUUACAUGUUAUUUUAUAUAAUUUUAUAAUAUAGGUACAUAUCAUUACUUUAAAAAAACAAAUGUUAACAUAUCACAUUCUGACUGUAGCUGUUAUGUUGCACUUCAUACACAGAAAAUGUGGAUUAAUAUUGAAAUAUUUAUACUUCAAAUUCUGACAUUACCUGUUUCGGGACUGAUUCUUAAAUUAAAAGAUUGAUAUUCAAACUUAGUAAUUUGGGGUGAAUGUGUAUUUUAUCAUCAACAGGGGAAACAACAGAAUAAAGUAACUAGCCAUCACCAAGAUAAUCUAAAUAACGCCCGGUAGAUAGGAACUACUUAUCCUUCCGCCGGUCAUAGUCACAUGCAAACUACAACUCUGUAGAUACAGUAGUGACAGUGGGAGUUACAGAGAGUGUGUUGCUAUGGUGACGUUUAUUGCUGACCGUGGGAAAGUGAUUCACGAGACUAGAAAAGAUUGAGACGGAUCUAAAAUCUGUUUAGACUUCAGUCUGGAAACUAAAGUAUUUUUCCAACCUUUCUUUUCUUUUCUUUUUCACAAUCUUAUCCUGACCUGGAAAUUACCCAAAUCAAAUUCAAUCCCUUUCCAUACGGUGUAGGAACCCUGUUGAUAUUUAACAUCAACGCCUGAACUCUUAACGUGCACUCGAGUGUCGUCUUCCUUUCUCCAUUCAUUUGCAUUUGCACAACUCUGCAGCAGAUUGCCUGUUCUGAAAUUUGAAAAUAAAUAGAUGAAAAACAAGUAAAAGAGAUGUAUGGGGAAUAGUGGGAGAUCUUAUCGUUUUAUAUGGGACUUUUAAAAGCACUUUGUUUCAAAGAUUAUCAAGCCGUCAUCACCACUACAACUACUUGCAUCGUUUCUCGUUCGCCUUCAAAAGAGUUAAGCUUGCGUUGAUUUUUGUCCUCAUAAUCUUCUCCCGAACCAUCUCGCUGAAUCUGGUAAAGAGGGAUAUGAAAAAUUACGGAAAGAGUUCCGACCUUUUGUUAAAACUUUUGCUUGUGUCCUCAUUGCUCAGGGGCAGAAAAAGACGCAAGGUGUAAAAACGAGCUACAGCAGUUUGUGCCUUCAUGGGAAUCUUGAUUUCCAUUUUUUUCUCGCCCCUACGGUUUGUUUUUGUCAGGGAGCGAUUUCUACAUCAUGUACAAAGACCAAUGAGAUAAUUUGUGCCUAAUUGCAGAGCAGUUUGAUUUAAUAAAUAGAAUAAAUAAACUUUGAGAUUGCUUUUAGCAAUGAAAAGUGCUCUAUAAAUGAAAUUUAUCAUUAUAUUAUUAUAAUAGCCUUGCUCCUCCAACUCUUACAGAUAUGGUGAGAUUGUUAGCAGGAUAACAUCUGUAGCAUAUCACGUUAUAGACAUUCCAGUAUGAAAAUACCUGCAUUGAUUUUGAUUUUCCCUUUCUGAUGCUUCUGAAAGAUUUAUGAAUAUAAUUAAAAAACAAAGCUGCACUCUACUGGACAGACUGAGUUGUUUUGAUUUUUUAAGAACACUCACGUCAAAUCAGCUGCAAUGUAAAGUACAACUGAUACCCUAAUUGUUUCUGUGUAAAAUACUGGAUGCGUUGAUUUUCUCUGUCUAGAAAUAACCAAUUCAAGUGUAACGAGGUUUUCCAGUGAAAUUCAGCAGUUGACAAUCUGAUUUUUUUUGUAUCAAUAAAGACGACAAAGGGA
Molecule: messenger RNA, 4542 nt
Organism: Scophthalmus maximus (turbot)
Lineage: Eukaryota; Metazoa; Chordata; Actinopteri; Pleuronectiformes; Scophthalmidae
Product: zinc finger FYVE domain-containing protein 1
Exons: 12
Coding region: 382-2337 (651 amino acids)
Molecular function (GO): metal ion binding
Source: RefSeq, a predicted model, not a curated record